Messenger RNA from Pelmatolapia mariae (spotted tilapia), 2023 nucleotides. Its product is annotated as histone H2A. The record is from RefSeq and is a predicted model, not a curated record. The coding region runs from base 168 to 554 and encodes 128 amino acids. The transcript has a single exon. NCBI's taxonomy places the organism in Eukaryota, Metazoa, Chordata, Actinopteri, Cichliformes, Cichlidae. Gene Ontology annotation, biological process: heterochromatin formation. Gene Ontology annotation, cellular component: chromatin; nucleosome. Gene Ontology annotation, molecular function: protein heterodimerization activity; DNA binding; structural constituent of chromatin.
CCGCUCAUUGGAGAAGAGUGCAUUGAAUUUGCGCGCUGCCGCAAGCCUCUCUGCGAUAGGUGCGUGACGAAGCUGCGCGCGCUCUGCGGAAAUAUAAGCGAGGCUUUGAGCUGAUCGGACCACAUUUUCUCUUAGUGUCGAUACUACGAAGAAAAGAACCUGUCAAAAUGAGUGGUCGCGGAAAGACAGGAGGCAAAGCCAGAGCUAAGGCUAAGACCCGCUCAUCCCGUGCCGGGCUUCAGUUCCCCGUGGGUCGUGUCCACAGGCUGCUGCGCAAAGGCAACUAUGCGGAGCGUGUGGGAGCCGGCGCCCCCGUUUACCUGGCAGCUGUGCUCGAGUACCUGACCGCUGAGAUCCUGGAGCUGGCUGGCAACGCAGCCCGCGACAACAAGAAGACUCGCAUCAUCCCACGUCACCUGCAGCUGGCUGUGCGCAACGACGAGGAGCUCAACAAGCUGCUGGGGGGAGUCACCAUCGCUCAGGGUGGUGUGCUGCCUAACAUCCAGGCCGUGCUGCUCCCCAAGAAGACCGAGAAGCCCGUCAAGGCCAAGUAAACGCAAAGCGCUGGGCUGCACCAACAACAAAGGCUCUUUUAAGAGCCAAACACUUCUCUCUCAGCAAACUUCCUCUUUGCUGUUACUGUGUCUAUCAGGACUUGUGUACUGUGGAAUGUAGAUUAUGCAUCUCUUUAUUUUAAAAUGUACAUUAAUUUGUCAUCUUUCACAGUAAGUGACUCAAAUUUACCUUUACUCACCAGUCAAUAGUUUCUACUGCGAACUUGUCAUCAGAGUUGAACUAAAAUACUACAAUAGAUCUAAAAAUGAAAACUAAAGUCAAACUUGCAGUCUCUCUCGCUGUGUGGUCAAGUCUUGUUCCUUGUCCAAUCUCUGUCCUCAUAACUUAAUUUGGUGUGACAAUUAGAUGGUUGUCAUUGGUGAUCUGCUAACUAUGACUGCAGUAGCACUAAUGAUUAGCUUCACCCAGGAUCUGCUUUUAUUACAAAUUACGCUCAUGGAAACAGACAACACGCAGUUCAUGAUGUGGCAAAACCACAAACGCAACAGGAAAUCAUAACACAGAACAUGAUGAGGAGGAGAGGGACAGGUGGACUUCUUUGGUACAGAGGGAGGAAAAUGCAGAGCUGCUAACAACAUGUUCAGCACUGCUGCUGAAGUUGGGACAUUUUAGUCACUUACUGACUUACGCUUAGGUUUUUGUGUCUAUUGUGAGUAGAAUAAACACUGAUUACAAUAGAAUGUGCUUAGGUUUGCUUAUGUAAUAGAGGGCGGCUGGAGAUCAGAAGAACAGGAAAUUAUUCCCAAGUGCUUGUUUUGUUAGUGGAUUUUUAUUCUCAAAGUCAUUCUAUUGCCCUUAAAACAGGGGUUGACAAAGCAUUUCUUAUGACCUUAAAGCUCUCAAGAAUGGCAUGAAGUUUCUUAACCCUGACCUCUGAUGUGCCAAAUCAGUUGGUUUAGCUAUCAACUUUGGUGUGUAACUGUAUGGAGGGAAGAAUGUAUUGACAGUGGGGGUCUGUCUGUUAUAAAAUGAGUGAAACCUGCCUCAGCCAGAUAAACAGGAAGCCACAGUUACUAGCCUGGGGAGAGGACAGCCCCCCCAGACUGAACAAUAGAAUUAGUGGAAAACUACUGAGGGGGGUGGACACAGGGCAGCCACUGACUCGUCUCCUCCACCUGGGAUAUCCAAAGGAUCGGUGAGGUCAAGAAGUAAACUCAGGACUAUAUUUUGAAAUAAUGGAAUUCCCCUCAUCGUUACCACUACUAUAACUCCAUGUAUGAAAUCAGUAAGGAAUUAAAUACAUACUAAAAUAAAUAUCUGUAUGGGUUCAUCUUGGAGUAAAAUGUGUAUCCUUGAAAUCACUCAACAUCAAUUGAACUGGCCUAGAUUUAUACGGAUAAGGUUGUAAAGUAGAGCAUUUCAAGUGGAUGAUACUGGCUAAGUAUCGUUAAAAUAUACUGUGUGCUUCCACUACAACAGCCAGUGUAGGCUUUCAAAAAAUAGAACU